AUGGCCGCGACUCCCCUUUGUUGGGUUCUCCUCGCCCUUCUUCCAUCGGCGUUCGGGAUCCGUGUGGAGCAGGACGCAGGCGGCGCAGGGGGCGCGCCGGCUUGGAGCACCACUUCCGCCGAGGAGCUCCAGCAGACUCUGCUGGAAGAGCUGAGCCCUCCUGGAGCUCUCCCCGGAGCAGCUUCUGUGCCUUUAAAAUGCGCGAGGCAGAGAGACGCCCCUGAGCCGCUGGAGACACCCCUCAAAGCAGAGGGCGGGCAGAAUGCAGAGUCCUUGAAGGAGUUGAUCGGACGAGUCCGCCAGACCUGGGCGGAGGGGGGCGCAACUGGCUGCUUCCAGCAACUCGGGAAAAUGAUUGCCAACUUGACCACCACCUGCGAAGAGCGAAAGCCCCAAGAGAACUACAUGGACUACAUCUUCCAGCACUACACGCCACCGCUCUCAAAGAAAACCUGCAAGGACAGCGCGGACGACAUCUUUGUUCACGGCAGCGCCUUAGUGAAGGCCAUGCAAUACCCGAAGGACAGCGUAGCUUCCUUGAAGCUGGACCGAAACACGGCGGCCAUGGUCCAGUCGCUGUACUUCCUGCGAGCCUGGCUGACUCCGCUUGCUCGAACUCACAACUCUGCCCUGCUUUGGGCAGGUUUCUGGGACGCCGACCCAACGAAACGUGCCACCAUGGAGGCAUUGCACGAAUUUGCGAUGGCCACGGACCAUUCAACCGUGCAUCCGGACAGCUGGCUGGGGCAGGUCAUUGACAGCAGUGAGGACCUGCAGGACUGCUACAAGACGAGACGCUCCAGCUGCUGCUGA
This is a messenger RNA of Symbiodinium necroappetens, 813 nucleotides long. The record is from the annotation of a GenBank genome assembly. Lineage: Eukaryota; Dinophyceae; Suessiales; Symbiodiniaceae.